Messenger RNA from Lottia gigantea (owl limpet), 624 nucleotides. RefSeq lists its product as hypothetical. Lineage: Eukaryota; Metazoa; Mollusca; Gastropoda; Lottiidae. Gene Ontology annotation, cellular component: endoplasmic reticulum membrane. The transcript has 5 exons. The coding region runs from base 1 to 624 and encodes 207 amino acids. The record is from RefSeq and is a predicted model, not a curated record.
AUGAUUAAAUUACCAAAAGAUAUUGAAGAUGCCAAGAAUUUAGGUCUGGUUCUGUCUCAUUAUAAAGACAAAUACUAUUACCAAGUCAUGUUGGGAUUUUUUACAACUUAUAUAUUUUUGCAAUCUUUUGCUAUUCCUGGGUCCAUUUUUUUAAGUAUAAUCUCAGGGUUUUUAUACCCAUUUCCUUUAGCUUUAAUACUUGUAUGUUUGUGUUCGUGUAUAGGCGCAUCUUUUUGUUAUUUUUUAUCAUAUUUAGUGGGAAGGAAACUUGUAAAUAAAUAUUUUCCUGAAAGAAUUGCACAGUGGCAAGCCAGCAUUUUACGUCACAGAGAGCAUUUAUUAUAUUAUAUGAUAUUUUUACGAAUAACACCAUUAUUACCAAAUUGGUUUAUAAAUAUUACCUCACCUGUUCUCAAUGUACCAAUUAUACCAUUUACUGUAGGAACAUUUUUAGGAGUUGCACCCCCUUCCUUUCUAUUUAUUCAAGCUGGAACCACACUUCAUAAACUAACAUCAUCCAGUGAUGCCUUCUCAUGGACCUCUGUUUUAACAUUAACAGUAUUAGCUGUGAUGUCUUUAUUACCUGUUUUCUUCAAGAGACGUUUACAGAAGAAAUUUGAUUGA